Molecule: messenger RNA, 3208 nt
Organism: Rotaria sp. Silwood2
Lineage: Eukaryota; Metazoa; Rotifera; Eurotatoria; Philodinida; Philodinidae
Source: the annotation of a GenBank genome assembly
UUGUGUGUUUGUGUUUUUGUGUUUUGUUGGGGUUUGGUUGUGUGGGGUUGUUGGUGUGGGUGUGGGUGUGGGUAUGGGUGUGGGUUGGGUGUGGAUGUGGGUGGGUGUGCGUGUGGGUGUGGGUGUUUCCGUGUGAGUGUCUGUGGGUGUGAGUAAAUAUAAUUUCUCCCAAUUAGUCUACACCCACACCCACACACCCACACCCAACACAUCACCCACACCCACACCCACACCCACAACCGCAACCACAACCACACCCACACCCACACCCUUGAUAGGUUUUCUUCAAAAAUAUCUGUGACUCCAACAAAAUAACAGCAUAUUUAAACAUGCAGACUCUUUCUGAAAAAUUGUUUCUUUAUUCCGAACGCCCAGUGCCAGGUAAUGGAGUCGAUGAAACUGAAUUAAUCUGGGCACACAGAGUGAGCGACAUCGACAAGAAAUGAGACUUUUCUCUGGUCGUUCUCUAUGUAUAACUCCCAAUAAGACAACUUCAAUCUCUUAGAUCAAUUGGAUAAACUCACUGUUUUUUUUUCUUCCAGAAAAAAAUAAUAUCGUUUCGUAUUCUGUUAUAUAAAUACUACGAUUGAGUCAAUAAAAGUAUGCCAACAGUUAUUCGAGGUAUUCAACCAGAUUUUCGAAAAAUUGAUUUUACUUCAUGAGACAAACACAAAGGAAUUACUAUAGCAAUUCAUGAAUAAAAUACCUUAUAAUUAUAUAUGCUAAACAUUCAACAAAAAUACUAUCAUUUAUUAAAUGUUCAAUAAUAUUCCAUAUAUACCUGUACAAAUCAUUAUUUUUUUUAGUACAAUACCGCGAUAUUGAUAAUGCCAUUCGUAUAUUCUCUGCAACAACAAACAAAUCCAGUUAUAUGUGUACAGCUAUGUUCAAAGGUUUAAUCAAUAAUAAUAUACCAGAGAAAGUAUUUGAUCUAUUAGAAGAAAUGAAACUUAAGCCUGACAAUUACAAUCUCACAGUUUUAUUUAAUGCAUGUGCUCAACUUGCCAAUGAUCGAGCGAUGAAGAUCGGAAGAAAACUUCUUCAUGAAAUGCCUGUUAUUUAUCGAAAUGAUACUUUCUUAUUAAAUUCGGCAAUGCAUAUGUUAAUGAAAUUUGGUGAUAUUCAAAGUGCUGAACGUAUUUUUAAUUUAAUCAAGAAGAAAGAUAUUAUUACUUACGGUGCUAUGAUGAAAGGAUAUGUUGAUAAUGAAAUGUCUCAAAAAGCGUUGGAUUUAUUUGAACAGAUGCACUUAAAUUUAAAUAAUGUAACUUAUAGUAUUGUUUUUAAUGCAUGUGCUCAACUUGUCAAUGAUCGAGCAAUGAAGAUUGGAAGAAAACUUUUUGAUGAAAUACCUGUUAUUUAUCGAAAUAAUAAUAUUAUAUUAACCUCAGCAAUACAUAUGCUAAUGAAAUUUGGUGAUGUUCAAAGUGCUGAACGUAUUUUUAAUUCAAUCAAGAAGAAAGAUAUUAUUACUUACAAUGCUAUCAUGAAAGGGUAUAUUGACAAUCAAAUGUCUGAAGAAGCAUUGGAUUUAUUUGAACAGAUGCACUUAAAUUUAAAUAAUAUAACUUAUUCUAUUGUUUUUAAUGCAUGUGCUCAACUUGCUAAUGAUCGAGCGAUGAAAAUUGGAAAACAACUUUUAGAUGAAAUGCCUAAUAAUUAUCGAAAUGAUAAUACUGUAUUAAAUUCAGCAAUACAUAUGUUAAUGAAGUUUGGUGAUGUUCAAGGUGCUGAACGUAUUUUUAAUUUAAUCAAGAAGAAAGAUAUUAUUACUUACGGUGCUAUGAUGAAAGUUUUUAAUGCAUGUGCUCAACUUGCCAAUGAUCGAGCAAUGAAGACUGGAAGAAAACUUUUUGAUGAAAUACCUGUUAUUUAUCGAAAUAAUAAUAUUAUAUUAACCUCAGCAAUACAUAUGCUAAUGAAAUUUGGUGAUGUUCAAAGUGCUGAACGUAUUUUUAAUUCAAUCGAGAAGAAAGAUAUUAUUACUUAUAAUGCUCUAAUGAAUGGUUACAACAUCAAUGGAAAGUCAUGGAAAUGUUUUAAGGUUUUGAAAAAAAUGAAACAACAAGGUAUUAUUCUGAAUGAAAACGUAUGGACUAUACUUAUUGGUGCAUGUUCAAAAAUUGGUAUGAUUCGACAAUCUCAAUACAUUAUUGAUCAAAUUCCUUUGCAUAUUCAAAAUCAAAAACAAAUACAUAACUCAUUGAUUCAUAUGUGGAGCAAAUGUGGUUCUGUUGAAAAAGCACAAAAUGUAUAUAAAUCAGUUCACGAUCGUGAUACAGUGACAUACAAUGCAAUGAUUAAUGGAUUUGGACUUAAUGGAAUGGGUUCUGAAGCUAUUGAAUUAUAUAGACAGAUGCCGAAUCAGCUACGUGAUGAAAUUUCACAUAUUUGUGUAUUAAAUGCAUGUUCUCAUUCGGGUCUUCUUCAUCAAGCUCAUAAUAUCUUCAAUGAAAUUCCUUUCAAAACAGCAAAAAUAUACACUGUUAUGAUUGAUUGUUUAAGUCGUUUGUUUUUAUUUGAUGAAGCACAAAAAUUGAUAGAUGAAUAUGAAAAAACCAAUUCGGCAAGUUUUGUCAUGUAUAUGUGUCUAUUAUCUGGUGCACGUAAUAAUCGUAAUAGCAAUUUAUCUGAAAAAGUAUAUAAUCAAAUGAAAUCUUUGUUUCCUGAUCAAAAACAAGGUCUUUUGUCAGGUGCAAUUCUCCUUUCGAACAUAUACUCAUCUGUUGGUGAAGAUCAACUAUCAAAAGAAUUUCGAUCUAAUCAAAUAAAAGAAUUAGAAACGAAAAUCAAACUAGGAUUAUCAUUCACUGAUGCAAAUGGUGAAAUAGUGACAUUCUUAGCUCAUGAUCAUUCUCAUCCUCGAUCAACAGAAAUUCAUGCUGAAGUAAUUCUUUUGAUGUCUGAAGUGAUGAAACUUGGCUAUAAGUGUGAUUCGUCUUGGAUAACUCGUGAAUUACAGGAAGAAGAAACUAUUCAAUCAGUUUUAUGUGGCCAUAGUGAAAGAUUGGCAAUAGCCUUCAAUUUUAUUCAACGACCUGUUCCAGACUUUAUUCAAGUCACAAAAAAUCUUCGUGUUUGUGGCGAUUGUCAUGAAUUUACAAAACUUGUAGCUAAAGCUCGACAGCGUGAUAUUAUUGUUCGUGAUGCUAAUCGCAUUCAUCAUUUCUAUAGAAAUGGACAAUGUUCUUGCCAAGAUCAUUUUUGA